Triticum aestivum (bread wheat) is the source of this 1213-nucleotide messenger RNA. RefSeq names its product remorin. The record is from RefSeq and is a predicted model, not a curated record. The transcript is spliced from 4 exons. NCBI's taxonomy places the organism in Eukaryota, Viridiplantae, Streptophyta, Magnoliopsida, Poales, Poaceae. Bases 299 to 937 code for a protein of 212 amino acids.
AGCCGGGACGUAAAAGAGCGAGAGAAGGCGCGCCACCUAAUCUGGACCAAUCAAUCUGUACACUACAUCCAGCCAACCUCGCCCGUUAAAGUGGUUGAUCGAUGUGCUGUGCUCUCCCCUCUCUCUUUUUUUAGGGUCUCCCCUCUCUCUUCCUGCGGCCGCUGCAUAUAGUACUCUUGCGUUGGCUUUAGUUUGCCAGCCACCACGUCCGACCAGCACAAACAAGACUGUACUCUGGGCUCCUCUGACUCCGUGUCUUGCUAAAAUAUCUUGAUCGACUCGUUGCGAGGUUGAUCAGAUGGCGGAGGAAGCGAAGCAGGAUGUGGCGCCACCCGCGCCGGAGCCGACCGAGGACGUCGCGGACGAGAAGGCGGCGGUUCCGUCGCCGGAGGAGUCUAAGGCCCUGGUUGUCGCCGAGAAUGACGCCGAGAAGCCUGCAGCUACAGGGGGCUCACACGAACGAGGUACUGGGUCUUCCUCGUCCAAGUCGGAAAUCAACCAUACAUCUGAGGCUCUGAGCAGUUGGUUAAUUAAAAAAAAACUGAUGUGCAACUCUGCCACUUCUUCAGAUGCUCUGCUCACGAGGGUCGCGACCGAGAAGAGGAUUUCGCUGAUCAAGGCAUGGGAGGAGAACGAGAAGGCCAAAGCCGAGAACAAGGCCGUGAAGUUGCUGGCGGACAUCACCUCGUGGGAGAACUCCAAGGCCGCGGAACUGGAAGCCGAGCUCAAGAAGAUGCAAGAGCAGCUGGAGAAGAAGAAGGCGCGCUGCGUGGAGAAGCUCAAGAACAGCGCCGCGACGGUGCACAAAGAGGCGGAGGAGAAGCGUGCCGCGGCGGAAGUGCGGCGCGGCGAGGAGAUCGUCGCGGCGGAGGAGGCCGCCGCCAAGUACCGCGCCAAGGGUGAGGCGCCGAAGAAGCUGCUCUUCGGCAGGGGAUAGAUAGCCGCGGCUUGGAGACAGUCCUCUUCGCUUCAUCUUCAGCUUCUCUCUGUUUGACCGUUGCAAUGUGUGCUGCCCAUUGCAUCACUUGUGUAUUUAUCUCUGGGAGUGAUCUUAGUUUGUAUGGUAUCAUCAAUUGCGUCGUGAUGUAAUUUGUGAUUAUUUUGUGGGAUACUUGGGUGUAUACUGUAUAAAGAUGGAGUAGUCUUUUCGUGCACACAACACUAUAACAGUAUCUGAUACUGGUUGAAAGCAAUUAACCCGCAUUCAGAAUCA